CAAAGAUCUGUACAAGGACGUAAUGAUGGAGGAUCACCAGCCCCUCACAUCACCAGUUAAGGAAGAGAGAACAACACCCGAGAGAUGUCCCAGUCCUCUUCUUCCACAGGAUAAUUCAGAAGAAAAUCACUAUGUCCCACAGGAUGGUCAGGUAGAUGGAUAUAAGGUCAUCAUGAUGGAGGAUCACCGGCCCCUCAUAUCAACAGUAAAGGAAGAGAUAACAACACCAGAGAGAUGUCCCAGUCCUCUUCUUCUACAGGAUGGGUCAGAAGAAAAUCAAAAUGUCCCACAGGAUGAUCAGCUUGUGAAUCCGGGUGAAGAUCUGAACAAUAUUAAUCCUACAGAGACAUAUGUGAGGGGUGAUGAGCAGAGUACAGAGGACAUUCCUACAGAUAACCGCCCAGAUGACUAUACCAGGAACGUAGAGAAACAUCUGGUAUCUUCAGAUUUUGAAUUAGAUGAUUGUGGUAUCACACGAGAUACAUUUGAAGAGCAUGCCAAUGUCCAAGAUAUACCCUCGUCCAAUCACAGCAACAAUGCAUCAUUUGAUUCUUUUAAACAGGUCCGAUCUUCUGAUUCAUCACAGACUGUAACACAGAAUAAAAGUCACAGAAGAGGUGCUAAACCUCAAACAGCUCACGUAAGAGGGAAGCGAUUUUUAUGUUCAGAAUGGGGUAAAGGUUUUAAACAUAAAUCAGCUCUUGUUAUACAUCAGAGAAAUCACUCAGGAAAGAAGCCAUUUUCAUGUUCAGAAUGUGAGAAAUGUUUUCACAAUAAAUCAGACCUUGUUAUACAUCAGAGAAAUCACACAGGAGAGAAGCCAUUUUCAUGUUCAGAAUGUGGGAAAUGUUUUCACAAUAAAUCAGUUCUCUAUAAACAUCAGAGAAUUCACACAGGGGAAAAGCCAUUUUCAUGUUCAGAGUGUGGAAAAUGUUUUAACCGUAAAUCAAAUCUUGAUACACAUCAGAGAAUUCACACAGGGGAGAAGCCAUUUUCAUGUUCAGAAUGUGGGACAUUUUUUAAGCAUAAAUCGGCUCUUGUUAGACAUCAGAGAAAUCACACAGGAGAGAGGCCAUUUUCAUGUUCAGAAUGUGGGAAAUGUUUUAACCGUAAAUUAGGUCUUGUUAUGCAUCAGAGAAAUCACACAGGAGAGAAGCCAUUUGCAUGUUCAGAAUGUGGGAAAUGUUUUAACCGUAAAUCAGAUCUUGAUGCACAUCAGAAAAUUCACACAGGGGAGAAGCCAUUUUCAUGUUUAGAAUGUGGAAAAUGUUUUCACAAUAAAUCAGAUAUUGUUAGACAUCAGAGAAUUCACACAGGGGAGAAGCCAUUUUCAUGUUCAGAAUGUGGAAAAUGUUUUAAUCAGAAAUCGGCUCUUGUUGUACAUCAGAGAAAUCACACAGGAGAGAAGCCAUUUUCAUGUUCAGAAUGUGGGAAAUGUUUUAAGAUGAAAUCAGAACUUGUUAUACAUCAGAGAAAUCACACAGGAGAGAAGCCAUUUUCAUGUUCAGAAUGUGGGAAUUUUUUUAAGAUGAAAUCAGAACUUGUUAGACAUUGGAAAAUUCACACAGGGGAGAAGCCAUUUUCAUGUUCAGAAUGUGAUAAGUGUUAUAACCAUAAAUCAUCUCUUCUUAAACAUCAAAAAAUCCACAUAAGAGAGAAGCCAUAUCCAUGUUCAGAAUGUGGUGAAUGUUUUAAGCAUAAAUCACGUCUUGUUAUACAUCAGAGAAAUCACACAGGGGAGAAGCCAUUUUCAUGUUCAGAAUGUGGGAAAUGUUUUAAGCAAAAAUCAGCUCUUGUUGUACAUCAGAGAAAUCACACAGGAGAGAAGCCAUAUCCAUGUUCAGAAUGCGGUGAAUGUUUUAAGCAGAAAUCUGCUCUUGUUGAACAUCAGAGAAUUCACACAGGGGAGAAGCCAUUUUCAUGUUCAGAAUGUGGGAAAUGUUUUAACCGUAAAUCAAAUCUCGUUGUACAUCAGAGAAGUCACACAGGGGAAAAGCCAUUUUCAUGUUCAGUAUGUGGGAAAUGUUUUAACCAUAAUUCAUAUCUUGUUGUACAUCAGAGAAUUCACACAGGGGAAAAGCCAUUUUCAUGUUCAGAAUGUGGGAAAUGUUUCAAGCAGAAAUCAAAUCUUGUUAGACAUCAAAAAACUCACAGAGAGAAGCCAUCUCCAUGCUUGGCCCUUUAGUGACCUCCCUUAUGUGUUUUUAUGGUAGUCAGUGUCGCUAACUGGCUUUAUUCCUUCAGAUACCCCUUGUUACAGCGAGAUAAAACAGAACCUUGCUUUGAGUUACCAGGGGUGGCCGAGGGCUUGCAGUGAUGAUUGGGACCACUGUGAGAGCUCCCCAAACACGUAUUGUCUCCUGUAUUGAAUGCAUGUGUAUAUAUAUAUAUAUAUAUAUAUAUAUAUCCCCUCUAAACCAAAAUGUUUGGUGUGAGGAAAUAAAAAAAUAAACCUGUAGGGCCUGAUAUAAAAAGAUAACUAUCUACCUAUUCCAGCCCCGUCUGUUCUACCUUUUAUAAGUAUUUGUAAAAUUAAUAACAUCAAAUAUGAGCUUGUAAAGAAACCAUCAGCUUUUACUGGGUUUUAUCAGUAAUGUGCAAGUUCUCCCAACAAAUGACCCAGGUGAGGAUUGCCUUAUUACUUAGAAGCCAUUACUCGCCCUCCUAAAGGAAUAUCAUCUUAAUCUGUACCCCCUGACCAAAAUGUACCUGUAGAUAAACCAAACAAGUGGGGACCCUGCCACCCCUGUAUUUGCAGAAGUCAUGUGCUUCACUCAUCUCACAUGAAUUUACCAGUGGGCGAAUUCUUGGUUAUUUUCUUCUUUGUAUGUCCCACCAGCUCUGGAUUGUUUUAGUUUUAUA
This is a messenger RNA of Bufo gargarizans (Asiatic toad), 2862 nucleotides long. RefSeq names its product zinc finger protein 260-like. The transcript is spliced from 6 exons. The record is from RefSeq and is a predicted model, not a curated record. The coding region runs from base 23 to 2185 and encodes 720 amino acids. Lineage: Eukaryota; Metazoa; Chordata; Amphibia; Anura; Bufonidae.